AUUUUGCCUGCAAGCCAUCUGAUUAUCAUUAUAACCCAGACUGACACAGUAGUUUUUUUUUAGUACUAUAUAUGUUAUUUCGUGAGCGUGAGUUACUCUUGUUAUCAUAAAUUGUUUUUUAUCAUUAAUCAUUUGGUAGGUGGAUUCUAUUAAGUGAAUAUUUAAGUAAAAUAAUGGCAGAUACAACUGUGGACGCAACAAGACGAUUAAAUGUCAAAAAACAAACACUCGAUGAUGCAUACGCUGCACCAGCUAAUUUUUUAGAAAUCGACGUGAUCAAUCCGAUCACUCAUGGUGUCGGCAAAAAGAGAUAUACCGAUUACGAAGUUCGUAUGAGGACAAAUUUACCAGUUUUUAAAGUUAAAGAUUCGAGUGUAAGAAGAAGAUACAGCGAUUUUGAAUGGUUAAGAAAUGAAUUAGAAAGAGAUAGUAAGAUUGUAGUACCUCCAUUACCCGGCAAGGCGUGGAAACGUCAGAUGCCUUUUCGUGGAGACGAUGGUAUUUUUGAAGAUGAUUUUAUUGAAGAUCGUAGAAAGGGAUUAGAAGUAUUUGUUAACAAGAUUGCAGGACAUCCUUUAGCACAAAAUGAACGAUGUUUACAUAUGUUUUUACAAGAGCAAGUUAUAGAUAAAAACUAUGUCCCUGGAAAAAUACGAAAUACGUAGAUAUUUUAUAAAAUGCCUUUAAAAUUAAUAACUAUUAAUGAUUUUUAAAUUGAGAACACAACACAACAGUAUAUAAUAUUAUUAUUGUUAUCUAAGUAUUUUUCUUCUACUUGUACUUUUUUUUUUUUUUUCAUACUUUUCUUCAUUUUUUCAAUUACGUAAUUAUUACUUUAAAUAUUUUAUAUAAUCUUGUAAUAAAUUAUUUAAAUUGUACAAUUUCACCAACAUCUUCAUCUUCAGGUGCUACUCAUUUUUAAAAAAAUUAGAAGGCGUUAAACAUUUACUUUAUUUUAGUCACAACAAACCCGUGACUUUAAAUAAUUAUAAAUUUUUGCAUAAAGUAUUUGAAAAUUAUAUUUAAAAUAAGUAAUACAUGACGUAUUGUUAAGAUGGUGAAUGAAACCAUGACAAAUUGACUUUUUCUCGAUAAUCAUUGUUUAAAUAAAUAUUAAAUUUCCUGUAUUUUAAUAAAUUUUAGAAACAUCAAUAUACAUAUAUAUAUAAAAAUAUAUAUAUAAUUUUAAAUAAAUAAUUCAAUAUUUUACAUGGAAUAAAAAUUGUAAUUUUUUAAAUUAUUUAUUUAAUGUGAAUUUAAUUAUUUUAUUUUGAACUGCGCAGGAUUUUGUGUCAUUUUAUUUGAAUAAGUUUGCAGAUUAAUGCUCACUAGUAUUUUAUUUAAUUGUUUAAUAAAUAUAACACAGUAAUUUAUAAUAAAGUAAUUGAUGUUUUUUUUUAAAGCCUUGGAAAUAAAAGUUUGAAUGAGAUGCAAGUUUUGAUUAAUAAAGAACGUAUGGAGUAUUAUUUAUGGUGACCAUGGAUUAAAAUUAAGUAAUUUGUACAUUAAUUAUCAUUGAGGUUUUAUUAUAAAUUGGAGUAACACAUGGAAGAUUUUAUCCCACUUCCGGGGCUGUGAUUAUCUAAUGAGAUAGUCGCUGUUUGUUAUUUUCCACCUCAAAAAUAUUACAAAUUGUAUUUAUAAAUCAAACAUUCAAACAUUUGUACUCGUUAAAAUAUUUUUUUAUUGGGCUGGACAGUAUCGAUUAUAUUCCAAUUGAUAAUCAAUCAAUUGUCCAUAAAAAAAAUGAAUUGUUGGAAACUUGAAGAAAUUUUUUUGUUUAAAUUAAUAAUUAAAAAUAAAAUCUAUUAUAAUAUUAAUAGUUAUGAGUAAAAUA
This is a messenger RNA of Microplitis mediator, 1837 nucleotides long. RefSeq names its product sorting nexin-12 (gene Snx3). The transcript has 4 exons. Gene Ontology annotation, cellular component: early endosome membrane; retromer complex. NCBI's taxonomy places the organism in Eukaryota, Metazoa, Arthropoda, Insecta, Hymenoptera, Braconidae. The coding region runs from base 174 to 665 and encodes 163 amino acids. The record is from RefSeq and is a predicted model, not a curated record. Gene Ontology annotation, molecular function: phosphatidylinositol-3-phosphate binding. Gene Ontology annotation, biological process: late endosome to Golgi transport; endocytic recycling.